This is a messenger RNA of Mesorhabditis belari, 222 nucleotides long. The record is from the annotation of a GenBank genome assembly. NCBI's taxonomy places the organism in Eukaryota, Metazoa, Nematoda, Chromadorea, Rhabditida, Rhabditidae.
AUGCUUGCAAUUGAGCGGCCGCUGGAUAGGAGUGAAGCAGUGAUUGGGAAAGACUCGACGCAUGCGAAUACGGAGUGCUCAGGGUGGAGAUCGGCUGCAGGGCGGCCAUGGCCAAUGCCGAAGCCGCCUCAAAACCCGCCGCCGGACACAGCGCCACUAGAGUUGAAUUUGAAAAAAGAAAUGGAUGAGCUGGAAGGCACACAGUUGAUUGAGCUAAUGGGA